UUGGUCCGGACUGAGGCUUUCGGGACGGCGGUGGGAAGAUGGCGACCUCCAGGGACCAGCUUGGAACCUUGGAGGCAGAGGGGAGCUCGGGUCGCCAGGGAUACUCCGGAGUCGAGGUGGUGCUUUCUUCUGAUCCCGCCACCCCAGCCCCGCUGUGCCCUCACGGACCUACUCUUCUGUUUGUAAAGGUGAACCAAGGGAAAGAAGAAACACGGAGGUUUUAUGCCUGCUCAGCUUGUAGAGAUAGAAAAGAUUGUAAUUUUUUUCAAUGGGAAGAUGAAAAGUUGUCAGGAGCCAGACUUGCUGCCCGGGAAGCCCAUAACCGAAGCUGUCAGCCACCUUUAUCCCGAUCUCAGUGUGUGGAAAGGUACUUGAAGUUGAUCGAGUUGCCCUUGUCUCAGAGAAAGUUUUGUCAGAGCUGUCAGCAGUUGCUGCUACCGGAUGAUGAGGAGAAGCAUCAUGAACAUCGGGUAGUGGGUGAUGUUUCUAUCACCCAGUUAAAAAGGCCCAGUAAACUCCUCUAUCCACUGGAAAACAAGAAGACAAAUGCCCAGUAUUUGUUUGCUGACCGGAGCUGUCUGUUCUUGGUAGACCUGCUCUCGAACCUUGGAUUCAGAAGAGUACUGUGUGUUGGGACCCCAAGGUUACAUGAGCUGAUCAGGUUGAAAGAAUCAGGUGGCACGAAGUCUAACAUUAGAAGCCUUUUGUUGGAUAUUGAUUUUCGGUAUUCACAGUUUUAUAUGGAAGAUAGUUUUUGCCAUUAUAAUAUGUUUAACCAUCACUUCUUUGAUGGAAAGGCUGCCCUUGAAGUGUGCAAGACAUUUUUACAGGAAGAUAAAGGUGAAGGAGUCAUCAUGGUGACAGAUCCUCCAUUUGGUGGCUUGGUUGAACCUCUGGCUGUUACAUUCAAGAAGUUAAUUGCUAUGUGGAAAGAAGGUCACAGCCAAGAUAACAGUCAGAAAGAACUACCCAUAUUCUGGAUUUUCCCCUAUUUUUUUGAAUCCCGAAUUUGUCAGUUUUUCCCAAACUUCUGCAUGUUGGAUUACCAGGUAGAUUAUGAUAAUCAUGCACUUUAUAAACAUGGAAAGACGGGACGGAAACAGUCUCCUGUGCGUAUUUUCACGAAUAUCCCACCUAACAAAGUAAUCCUUCCUAUUGAAGAAGGGUACAGAUUUUGCCCACUGUGUCAACGAUAUGUUUCUCUAGAGAAUCAACACUGUGAACACUGUAAUUCUUGUACAUCCAAGGAUGGCAGGAAAUGGAACCAUUGCUUUCUCUGCAAAAAGUGUGUAAAGCCUUCCUGGAUCCACUGUAGCAUUUGCAAUCACUGUGCUCUUCCAGAUCAUUCUUGCAAGGGCCCUAAAGACGGCUGCUUUAUUUGUGGUGAAUUAGAUCAUAAACGGAGUGCUUGUCCUAACAUCUCUACAUCUAAGAAAGUUAACAAAGCUGUCAGAAAGCAGAAGCAAAGAAAAAGCAAUAAGAUGAAAAUGGAGACCACUAAAGGACAAUCCAUGAAUCAUACAUCUGCUACAAGGAAGAAGAAAAGGAGAGAAAGAACCCAUCAAUAUCUUUGCUCUUAAAUGUCCAGUGACUUGAGAAUAAGAAAGAUUUAUAGUCCAACCUUUGAUGCCAUUUUCUGAAAGUGCCAUGUUAGACUUAAAUUCUGUUGCUUUCAAAGGUAUGCACCUUUCUAAGCUUGAAAAUAAGGAGGUGGUAUUUUGCUGGUUUAUAGACACCCCCCCUUAAUACCCCCCUCCCCACACACACACACACACACACUGCAGCCCCUCUGGAGACCUUCACUGACUUACUAGCUUUUGGUGCCUUUUUUCUCUCUUUACAUCUCUUCCAGUCAUAUUAUUUUAGCCUCUUUUAUCUGAAAAAUGGGCACAGAGCAUUCUUUUGCAGAAACAAAGAAAAAAAUAAGAAUGAAAACCUGAGGUUUUGUUUAUAUUGAACAUAGGAAUAUGUUGUUAGAUAUUUUAAAUUAAAUGUUAAAAUAUUGUACAGUGGCUUAAAUCUCACUUGUAAAGAGAAAUACAGUGUACAGUUGUUGUUUUUUUAAGACAGAAUCUGAAGAUGGAAAGAAUUUUGACAAAGGCAGUCUAAAACAAUUAUGGUUAUAUUAAUAUUAAAUAUUAAUUUUUCAACUA
Messenger RNA from Bubalus bubalis (water buffalo), 2153 nucleotides. RefSeq names its product zinc finger CCHC-type containing 4 (gene ZCCHC4). Gene Ontology annotation, biological process: rRNA methylation. Gene Ontology annotation, molecular function: zinc ion binding; rRNA (adenine-N6-)-methyltransferase activity; nucleic acid binding. The record is from RefSeq and is a predicted model, not a curated record. Lineage: Eukaryota; Metazoa; Chordata; Mammalia; Artiodactyla; Bovidae. Gene Ontology annotation, cellular component: cytoplasm; nucleolus. Bases 39 to 1580 code for a protein of 513 amino acids. The transcript has 13 exons.